Molecule: messenger RNA, 3076 nt
Organism: Saccostrea echinata
Lineage: Eukaryota; Metazoa; Mollusca; Bivalvia; Ostreida; Ostreidae
Exons: 2
Coding region: 67-2043 (658 amino acids)
Biological process (GO): iron ion transport
Cellular component (GO): plasma membrane
Molecular function (GO): copper ion binding; oxidoreductase activity
Source: RefSeq, a predicted model, not a curated record
AUAUAUAAACAAAAAAAAAACUAACAACAGAACACAUUUUCCCGGUCAGCAAGGUGCGCCUUAGUAAUGGCAAAAGUCUUUCUAUUCCUUACCCUCGUCAUAUUCGAUUCAGCGUUUGGAUUUAGCUGUGUUAAGGAAGAUGAUGUUUGUUAUGGAAGCCUCGAAAUCGAUUACUCCUUUACAAUGAUUGACCCCGUGAACGGUCCAGUCUACGCCAAAGACCGCUCUCUGUUCACUGUUGAUGGUGACGAGGAAGUACCGAUAGAAUGUGUGAACACAGCAGACGGGUGGAACUUGACAACCACAAACUUACUGACCGCUAAUGGAAAAAUGCCAGGACCUAAUAUUGUCGUGUACAAGGAUCAGAAAAUUACCAUUAAAGUCAAAAAUAAGUUAAUGAACGAGGCUAUCACAAUGCAUUGGCACGGCAUUGACCAGUUUGGAUCACCUGCAAUGGACGGAGUGGCGUUCGUUACACAGUGUCCAAUUUUGCCAGGACAACAUUUCAUAUACACAUUCCGUCCUCGCUUCGCCGGUACUUACUGGUACCAUUCCCACGUCGGUAUACAGAGAGAAAUGGGUUUGUACGGGGCCUUUAUAGUUCUCAGAAGAGACGAUGACAUUCCUCCAGAAAGACAAUACAUUAUGCAAUUACAGGAAUGGAACCACUUGUACGACCCAGUUGCUCGGUUUAAAGCUAAUUUAAAAGGUGCCGGUAAUGAUCAAAAAUCUAUCCUUAUCAAUGGAAAAGGAGAAUUCAAUGGCAAUAAUGCACCAUUGGAAAAUUUUAUUGUAGACAGAACCAAAUCUCAUGUAUUCCGUGUGAUUCACGUAGGCUCCGCUGAUACCAUGCUGCUUUCCGUGCCAGGGUUAAAACUUAUAGUCAAAGAAACUGACGGUUUUCCAGUCGAACCAAAAGUCGUAGACCAAAUCAUUAUUCUUCCGGCUGAACGAUAUGAUUUUGAACUUGAUCUGCAAAACGCUUGUCAAAAUAAUUAUAAAAUUAUCGUGAAAAUACUGACUGGUUCUGACUUAAAAGAAAGCCAAAAUAUAAAAGGGUUAGCCCUUUUGAGAGUCACAGGAGUAAGCUCAGGCAACAGCUUGGGAUCUUCUCGACAUCUUCUAAAAGAUACGUCACAUCUUUCGUCACGAAAGGAAGGACAAAGGGAGAUCGAGUCGCAGAAUGCAAAAUGCUGUGAAAAUAGAAGAAAAAAUACCAGAACAGUGCUAAAUUGUCCAUUCGAAAUCUAUCCAAAUUCUCCAGAAAAGACUUGCGUGCCAGUCUCUGAACUUAAAUCUACAUUUACAGAAUCAAAUGUUCAGGAAACGAGAAACUCUGAGACGUUUUUUCUAAAUUUUGCAUUCGUAGGUGGUCCCUCAAUUAAUGGACGCAAAUUUAUUCCGCCAACAAUAGCAGCUUUGUUGGAACCGGAUGAAGUGGAUACAAAAUGUGAAGGAUGUGUCGAUGAGAGCCCAUGCUCCUGCACUCACACCAUAGAUCUGUCCUACGAAAAGGAAAUAAUUAUGGUAUUCCUCAAUCUCGGAAAAGGGGGUAGUUUAAACCAUCCAAUCCAUAUGCAUGGCCACACAUUUGAGGUUUUGAAGAUGGCCUUUCCGAAAGUAGAAAAAGAUUCAACUGGAAUAGAUACUCUAGUACCAAAUGAAGAUAUCCAGUGUAACAAGAAUUUGCCGAAUAAUGAAAGCAAUUGUAAUAAUGCUUAUUGGAGGGACGAGUCAUGGAAUGACUACAAACUGAUACCAGGUAUUAACCUAAACAACCCAGUCCGAAAGGACACCUUGUUGGUGCCGAUGGGUGGAUAUGCUAUAAUCCGAAUCAUCGCCGACAACCCUGGGGUGUGGUUUAUGCAUUGCCACAUCGAUAGUCACAUGAUGAAUGGAAUGGCGCUAAUGUUGUAUGAAGCCAUAGACAACAUACCCGAACUUCCUAACCUUCCGACCUGCCGCAGUUUCGACAACAAAGACGACGGAAUGGACGGUGAAUCGAAGUCACGACAGACUAGGCGCUACAAGAGUGAACUCUGAAAAAAUUUUUUUUAAGUUUUGUUAAUCUUUUCUUCUCAAGUAUCCACAUACUCAAUCCUCUACACCAACAGGCUCAUCUUUACCAUCGUCUGCCAUGAUAGAUGUACUGACCCCUUUGUUUCCGCUCUCUUUGUUUUGACUCACGUAGCUUUUAUGACGAACACACUUAGUUGGGUUACUAUUUUUCCAUUUGCACUUAGUCCUGGUAGUAUAUGGCAUACUCUACACCACACACUUACUAACAAAUAUUGCUUUCCAUAUAUAUCAUUUCAAAAUACUUACUCAAGCUGCGAGCCACUGACUAGUCCGCCAUACCAACCGGAAGAAUUCGGAAGAAAAUAAUUUAAAAUAUCAAAAUCCUUGUUUGUUGCCUUUAUAAUUGAUUAAAGUAUAUUGGAAUUUGAAAGUUUCUUAAUAUUGAUUAAUGAAGCUUUUGUUUUUGUUUUUAUAUCUCAAGAAUUUUUUUUCUACACAAAUUGAAAAGGACAGUUCUCUGAUGUACAGUUGCUGUUAAAAUUUGCAGUUACGUUAUUUGAUCCCCUUUGAAAGAAUUUUUUAAAUGUAUUUGAAAUCGGGAGAAAAACAUAUAAAAUUCAUACUUUUAGCGUGGAACCUGACACAAAACCCAAAACGUAAUACAUUUAAAGAUAGUUGUAUAAAUAACAAGGCUUUUUGAUAGAUCUUUGAAAUAUCGGGAUACAAACAACAAAUUUUGUUUCGUGUUAAAUCCAAAGAGUGUGUUAUUAUAUAAAUGCAUUUAUCAUAUACUUAGUAGGAAAUACUUCGAUUCCGCGCUAUGCAAUACGGGUGAUGUCACAAAACCCAAUAUUAACGUCCGGUCCAAAAAAUUAUAUCGCGUAUCAGGCCGGUGAGCAAAAUUACAAACAGGCCCGUAGAACGCAGGGAGGGGGCAGGAGGGCUACCCCAUUUUGAAACUGAUGGUACGGGCCUGCCAUAUCCAACUGAAAGUAACGUUUAUAUAAAGUUUAAAAGUUAAUUAACUUGACUUUAUUGAAAUAAACAUGUAAUUUAA